Molecule: messenger RNA, 890 nt
Organism: Nymphaea colorata (pocket water lily)
Lineage: Eukaryota; Viridiplantae; Streptophyta; Magnoliopsida; Nymphaeales; Nymphaeaceae
Product: glutathione S-transferase-like
Exons: 3
Coding region: 55-696 (213 amino acids)
Cellular component (GO): cytoplasm
Molecular function (GO): glutathione binding; glutathione transferase activity
Source: RefSeq, a predicted model, not a curated record
AUCCGAAGACACAUCCUAAAGAGAGAGAGAGAGGCGAAAAAAAGAAAGAGAGAAAUGGGGGUGAAGGUUUAUGGUGUGGCGCGUUCGACAUGCACAACUAGGGUGCUAGUGUGCUUGGAGGAGAAGGGGGUCGACUAUGAGCUCGUGCCUGUUAACAUGGCCGCUGGUGCCCAUAAGCAGCAGCCUUUUCUCUCUCUUAAUCCUUUUGGUCAGAUUCCUGCAUUUGAAGAUGGAGAUCUCAAGCUUUUUGAGUCUAGGGCUAUCUCAAAGUACGUGGCACACAGGUACAAGGACAUUGGGACAGACUUGCUAGGCACCAGCCCGGCUGAGACGUACUCAGUCGGAGUCUGGCUGGAAGUUGAGGCUCACCAAUUCAACCCGGCCAUCCAGCCCAUGGUCUAUGAGUUAUUGGUCAAGCCAUCCAGGGGAGGGACGCCGGAUGCAGCCUUGGUCGAGGCCCAGGCCGCGAAGCUGGGCAAGGUGCUCGACGUCUAUGAGGAAGUCUUGGCGAAGAGGAAGUACUUGGCUGGCGAUGUCUUCUCCCUUGCUGAUCUGCACCAUCUUCCUUGCGCUCACUACAUUAUGCUCACCCCUUAUGCCUCCCUCAUUGCUUCGCGCAAACAUGUGAAUGCCUGGUGGGAGGACAUCUCUUCGCGCCCCGCCUGGAAAAAGGUCUCGGCCUGCAUGAAGUUUUGAAGAAGUGUGGGUGUUUGUGUGUGUGUGUCUGUGUGCGUGUAUGUAUGUGUGUGCAUAUGCAUGCACAAACACGUAUGUGGAGCAUGUCAUGCAUAUGCACUUGCAUCUUUCAAUAAUUGUACUUCCUUAGUUCUAUGUGGCUAAGCAAGUGGUAUGCUUAAUUGGAAUAAGAAAGUGCAUUUUCUUGCACCAAA